AUGGCGGACAACUCAUAUAGCAGUGCUGGUGCUGUCCACCGCACCUCUUCAUCUGACGAAGAGACCGCAGCCGAAAUACCACGACACAAUGACGCCGCUUCCUCCACCCACGACAGCAGCAACAAAACCAACGAGGAAGUCCCCGCUGAUAUCGAGGCCAUUCGCGAGAAGAACGAUCUCACAAAGACCAACCAAGAGAAGCAGCGCGAAGGAGAACACGAUCUUCAACCCCGUGAAGAGGAUGGCAAGAUCGUCCUUACCGAGCGAGCCGGUUACCUCUCAACUGGUUACUCCUACCCGACAUGGAAGAAGUGGGCCAUUCUCUGCGUCAUCUUUGCCGUUCAGGUUUCCAUGAACUUCAACACUUCCGUCUACCCUAACGCUGUUGUGGGUGUUGCCGAAAAGUACCGCGUUUCCGAGCCGGCCGCUCGUGUAGGUCAGAUGAUCUUCCUUGUCGCCUACGCUUUCGGCUGUGAGUUCUGGGCUCCCUGGUCUGAAGAGAUUGGUCGAUGGCCCGUCCUUCAGCUUUCGCUCUUUCUCGUCAACAUCUGGCAGAUUCUCGCCGCUCUCGCUCCCAACUACGGCUCUCUCAUCGUUGCUCGUUUCCUCGGUGGUCUCUUCACCGCAGGUGGAUCCGUCACUUUGGGUAUGGUUGCCGAUCUCUGGGAGCCUGAUGAGCAACAGUUUGCUGUCGCCUUCGUCGUGCUCUCCUCCGUCGGUGGUACUUCCGUCGGUCCUUUCGUCGGUGGUUUCAUCCAGGCUUACCUUAAGCUCGAGUGGAACUUCUGGAUUCAGCUCAUCUUUGGAGGUGUUGUCCAGAUCGCACACUUCUUCCUCGUUCCCGAGACUCGUUCCACUAUCUUGCUCGAUCGCGAGGCCAAGCGCCGUCGCAAGAGCGGCGAGAACAACAUUUACGGUCCCAACGAAGUUCGCACGGAGCGAUUCAGCAUGAAGGAGAUCGGAACCUACUGGCUUCGUCCCUUCGAGAUGUUCCUUCGAGAGCCUAUUGUUCUUUUCCUCUCAUUGCUUUCUGGUUUCUCCGACAUGCUCAUCUUUAUCUUCCUCGAGUCAUUCCAGCUCGUGUACAAGCAGUGGGGUUUCAGCACUGUCCAGAUUGGUCUGGCCUUUAUCCCCAUCAACCUGGGUUAUCUGCUAGCCUACUUCAUUUUUGUGCCCCGUUUCCGCUGGGAGAGGAAACGCCGCGUUCGUGACCCCGAUGCCCUCGCUCCCGAAGCCCGUCUCUGGUUGCUGCUUUACCUCGCACCCCUCGAAGCACUUGGACUAUUUGGCUUUGCCUGGACAUCUCUCGGCCCACCUGAGGUGCACUGGAUCGCCCCCAUGAUUUUCUCCUGCAUGAUCGCAAUCGCAAACUACGCUAUAUAUAUGGCGACGAUUGACUACAUGAUAGCCGCUUACGGUCCUUACUCGGCCUCUGCAACAGGAGGAAACGCUCUGGCAAGAGACUUCCUUGCCGGUAUCUCCGCAAUGUACGCCACACCUCUCUACGACACGCUGGGUCUCGAAUGGGCUUCUACUCUCCUCGCUUUCCUUGCCAUCAUCGUUGCCAUUCCCGUAUACAUCUUCUACUGGAAGGGACCUGCGAUCAGGGAGAGGAGUAGGUUCGCCCAGUCGCUGGCUGAGGAUAGGAAGGCGAACGGCGGUAAGAGGACCGAUCAAGAUGAAAAGGCGGAGAACGGCACUAUGUACCGCAGGAGGAAGCAGCAUGAACAGCCUCAGGAGUAG
Molecule: messenger RNA, 1743 nt
Organism: Ustilago hordei
Lineage: Eukaryota; Fungi; Basidiomycota; Ustilaginomycetes; Ustilaginales; Ustilaginaceae
Exons: 1
Coding region: 1-1743 (580 amino acids)
Biological process (GO): transmembrane transport
Molecular function (GO): transmembrane transporter activity
Source: RefSeq, a predicted model, not a curated record